CGCUUCAUAGGGGAAACCGAUGAAAAGUACCCUCCCUUCAACAAGGCCUUCGGAGGGGCCGGAGGUAGGAGCCGAGGGCUUUAGAAUUUUGUACUUAGUUUUUUUUUCUUUUUCUUGGAUGUUAUCGUCCCUUCGCUUAGACCCGUCGGACUAACCCUUUGUUUCCUCUGUGCAGGUAUCCCCGUCUCCAUGGUGAAUGUAAAGGGCCUUGCCCGUUUGAAGAAACAGGACCCGAAGGGGUCGGGACAGGGCAUCCAGAAGCCCGCCACCGCCCUCUUUAAGAAAGCCGAGGGCGAUGCCGCUGCCGGCAAGAGGAAGGCAGUGGCCAAGGGGUCCCCCCCGGCUACCAAAAAGCCGAAAAAGGGGGAUGUCGCCGAGAAGGAUCCCUCGGUCAUUAUCGCUGAUGAGCCCCCCGCCUCCGGGGUGCAGGUGGAGAAGCUGCCGGUUGGAACGCCAGCGGGGGCAGAGGAGUCGCUGCCUGAGAUCCUCACAGUUGCGUUCCCGAGGGGUAUGUCUUUGGCCAGCGGCGCCGUCGACCCGGGGGCCAUCCUGAGGGGUAUGACCCCUGAGACGGAUAGGGCUGCCCUCGGGGCCUACAAUGAUGCGGCCCUCGAGGACCACAUUCUCCGCUCCUCCCUCUC
Messenger RNA from Cuscuta europaea, 641 nucleotides. NCBI's taxonomy places the organism in Eukaryota, Viridiplantae, Streptophyta, Magnoliopsida, Solanales, Convolvulaceae. The record is from the annotation of a GenBank genome assembly.